AUGGCAGCCACUAUCCAGAAUAGUGACAAAGAAAUGACAAGGCGACUUCUCAGCCUGAUAUCGUUGUCAUCCAAGGACCUGAGGAAGAUGGAAGUGACAGACCAGUUUGAUCCCAUUCAACAAAUUGGUGAAGGAUCCUAUGGAAAGGUCCUGUUGGCCAAACAUAAGGAUUCAGGUAAGCCAGUGGCACUGAAAAUGCUGGCCAAGGACAGGACCAGACUGAACACAUUCAUGUUAGAAUUUUCUACGUCUUUAUGUCUCACAUCACACCCACAUAUUAUUGACACAUACGCUGUGGCCUUUCAUACUUUUAGUCACUUUGUGUUUGUUCAAGAGAUGAUGACAGCUGGUAGUCUGUUAUCCAUUAUUUUCCAAGAGAUUGGUUUAGAGGAGGAGUUGGUGAAGUGUUGUGUUGUGCAGAUUGCUGAUGCUCUGAAAUUCAUGCACAACAAAGGAUUGGUUCAUCGUGAUAUCAAGCCAGACAAUGUUUUGCUCAUGGACCAAGAGUGUCACUACAUCAAGUUAGCAGACUUUGGUUUCACCCAACUUGAAGGAACCAAUGUACCAUCUAUGUCAUGGAUCAUACCCUACAUGGCUCCUGAGCUUUGCAACCUUGGACAAAAUGAUGAGUUAAUAUUACAUCCCAGUCUUGAUAUGUGGGCAUUUGGUGUGCUUAUAUAUUUUGCCCUUACUGGUAAUAAGCCAUGGUACCGUGCCGUGGAUGAUGAUGAUAAAUACAAGUCAUAUGUUCAUUGGCAAAGUCAGAAAAAUGUUUCACGUGUACCCACUGAAUGGAUAAAGUUUACUACAAAAGCCAGGCAGAUGUUUUCCUGUAUGCUCGCUCUCAACCCCAUGGAAAGGUGUUCCAUGAAGGAAAUAACAACCUUUAUAAAGUCACAGUGGAUUAGACCUCCUGAAGACACUACUGGUGCUUUACAAAAUACACAAAUAUAA
Messenger RNA from Bombina bombina (fire-bellied toad), 954 nucleotides. RefSeq names its product serine/threonine-protein kinase SBK1-like. Bases 1 to 954 code for a protein of 317 amino acids. Gene Ontology annotation, biological process: peptidyl-serine phosphorylation; peptidyl-threonine phosphorylation. Gene Ontology annotation, molecular function: protein serine/threonine kinase activity; ATP binding. The transcript is spliced from 3 exons. The record is from RefSeq and is a predicted model, not a curated record. NCBI's taxonomy places the organism in Eukaryota, Metazoa, Chordata, Amphibia, Anura, Bombinatoridae.